Belonocnema kinseyi is the source of this 1211-nucleotide messenger RNA. It is a transcript of the gene Echs1, whose product is annotated as probable enoyl-CoA hydratase, mitochondrial. Gene Ontology annotation, molecular function: enoyl-CoA hydratase activity. NCBI's taxonomy places the organism in Eukaryota, Metazoa, Arthropoda, Insecta, Hymenoptera, Cynipidae. Gene Ontology annotation, cellular component: mitochondrion. Gene Ontology annotation, biological process: fatty acid beta-oxidation. The record is from RefSeq and is a predicted model, not a curated record. The coding region runs from base 121 to 1008 and encodes 295 amino acids. The transcript has 8 exons.
UCUCAAAAAAAUAUUCUCAGCCUCAGUUCGACCAAGUCUGCCUGGUCGUGUCCGUUAUCAUUUAAUUAUUAGUGUUUUUUUUUGGCUUUCUCUACAAUUCAUUCCAUUAAAAUAUUGAAAAUGGCCAACAGAUACGUAGCACAAUUUUUGCUCAGGCGUGUUCCGGAAGUGAGGAGGAGUACACAGAAAAUAACUCCUACUAUUAAAUUCUAUUCCACACAAGUCCAAAACUACGAAUUUAUCAAAGUAGAAACUACUGGCGAAAAAAAGAAUGUGGGUUUAAUUACCCUCAAUAGACCAAAGGCAUUAAACGCAUUGUGCGAUAAAUUAAUGACCGAAGUCAAUGAAGCAAUAAAAAAAUUCGAUAAUGAGGAUACAGUUGGUGCUGUUGUCAUCACAGGAAGUGAAAAAGCAUUUGCAGCAGGUGCUGAUAUUAAGGAGAUGCAGAAUAAUACGUAUUCUGAAUGUAUCAGUGGAAAUUUUUUGACCCAUUGGAAUGGAGUAGCGACUGCCAGAAAACCAAUUAUUGCUGCUGUUAAUGGUUAUGCAUUAGGCGGAGGUUGCGAAUUAGCCAUGAUGUGUGACAUUAUUUAUGCGGGUGACAAAGCAAAGUUUGGUCAACCGGAAAUCGCGAUCGGAACUAUUCCAGGCGCAGGUGGUACCCAGAGACUAACCAGAGCCGUUGGCAAAAGUAAAGCCAUGGAAAUUGUCCUCACUGGAAAUCAAAUUACCGCCGAAGAAGCUGAAAAAAGCGGUCUGGUAAGCAAAGUUGUUCCAUCUGAUAAACUGGUGACAGAGGCUGUGAAACUCGGCGAGAAAAUUGCUUCUCAUUCUCCACUGAUUGUCUCUAUGGCAAAGGAGUCUGUGAACAAAGCUUUUGAAUUGACUUUACAAGAGGGACUUCAUUUCGAGAAAAGAAUGUUCCAUGGCACUUUCGCUACGGCUGACAGAAAGGAAGGCAUGACAGCCUUUACAGAAAAGCGUGCCCCCAAGUUUACAAACCAGUGAUCAAUUACUCAAAAAAUGAUCUACUCGACGCGUCUUAAGGCCAUUUUAUAAUUAUCCGAUCCCUACUUUACCGACAUUUUUUGCGCAUCAACUUACUUUUAUACGAAUUGAGAUAUCAUGUUGAAAAUUUUCGAUAUUAAUUAAAAAGCAAUAAGGAAUUUCGCCCUAAAUUUCUGGAAAUACAAAAAAAAAAUUGGAAAAUU